UCUGGCAAUUUGUAAGAGACGUCAUCUGUAGUAUAUUAGAGUACUCAAGCAAAUUCAUUUGAUUGACUGACCUUCCACACUUGCUCAUUUCUAAGGAUUGCAAACAUUACAGAUUUGCAAAGAGAAAAAGCUAAAACAUUUUAUUAUGGCAAGUGCAGCUUCCCGAAUCGGACUUAUUAUAUUGUCUUUGUUGCAAAUGGUUCUUUUAGUAAUAGCCCUUGGUUUUGUGGGAUUUUUCGUAAGAGAAAUGAACAAAACGUCUGAGAGAGAAGCUCGAAGAGCAACGAUUGCUUUACAGUCAACAGUUGCCCCAGUUGCUAAUGAUAUGGGAAUCUUUGGACGCGAGGAAUCCUUUCUUUUCUCAUCCGCCAUCGGAAUUAUCAUUGCCUUUAUCUCUAUGAUUAUUGCGAUUUCACAGUCUCAUAGCAAAGCGCCUUGUGCUGCAUCUAUGGUAACUGCACACAUAUUGCUGCUGCUUCUACUCGUGGUAUCGUCGUCAAUUCUCGCCAAUACAGCAGAAAAAUACGACUCAUUACAUUUAUGUAAAUCUCUUAAAGAAAAUAAAAGUGACACACGAUGCACUCAUUUGACAGCUGGAGUUGCUCUGGCAUUUAUUUCUGUUGUGCUAUUUAUUGGUAGCACCGUCAUUUAUUGUGCAUCGUUAUUAAACAUGGUUCAUAUCAGCUUCAUCAACAUGGAAAGCGUACUAACUCCAGCAGAAGACUAAUGUAGAAGAUCAGUUAAAUAUGGCUACAAUGAAGGAUGAGUUAUGCUAUCAUUGGUUUUGUUUUAUUAAUGUAGGUUAUUCAGAAAAAAAUGUGUUUUCUUCUCAAUAAAUAUGUGGAAUUAAAUGUUGCACGCCAAAUUCCGCUUUACAUCAAAUA
Molecule: messenger RNA, 884 nt
Organism: Xenia sp. Carnegie-2017
Lineage: Eukaryota; Metazoa; Cnidaria; Anthozoa; Malacalcyonacea; Xeniidae
Exons: 5
Coding region: 146-727 (193 amino acids)
Cellular component (GO): membrane
Source: RefSeq, a predicted model, not a curated record